Messenger RNA from Xyrauchen texanus (razorback sucker), 1519 nucleotides. RefSeq names its product odr-4 GPCR localization factor homolog (gene odr4). Gene Ontology annotation, biological process: intracellular protein localization. The record is from RefSeq and is a predicted model, not a curated record. Gene Ontology annotation, cellular component: endomembrane system. NCBI's taxonomy places the organism in Eukaryota, Metazoa, Chordata, Actinopteri, Cypriniformes, Catostomidae.
CCGCCAAUAAACAGAAAAGAAGACGUCACACGUAUUCCAGUACUCAUCAGCUUAGUUAGUGUGUAUGAGCUAAAGAGACAGAAUGGGUAGAAGCUGCUUUGUAGAUGAGGCAGUGGAAAAAUAUCUUAGUGGUGUUCAGGCACCUCCUGGAUCAUGUGUCACUGGUCUUCUAAUUGGACAAUCCUCCCCUCAGAGAGAUUUUGUGGUGUUGGCUGUGAAGACUCCUCAAAGGGCAAAUGAAGGCCAACCGAAGGCUUCAAAAGGGGGCUGCCUACUGGAUGAAAUUGAUGUGAAGUGGGUGACAGAACAUGCCAGGCAGGUGUCCCGCAUGUUACCAGGAGGUCUCUGUGUUCUUGGCCUGUUUUUGGUAACCCCACCUGAACUCUCUAAAGAUGCCCAGAACUCUCUAAAAAGGCUUAUAUUUGCUUUGGAUAAAUACAUAACUAAAGGAAGACUCUGGGAUCUUUCAGAAGAGGAUGUGACUGAUCGAGUCACUCUGCACAUUUGCUCCACAACUAAAAAAGCUAUUUGCAGAACAUUUGAUGUGACAGAUCCAAAGAGUUCAGCUAAGCCAGCAGAUUGGAAGUAUCAGGCAGGUGUUUCUUCAUCCUGGCCCAUGUUGACCUGCUCUGUGGAGCUCGACCUGCAGAUCCCUGUUGCAGAAUCCUCCUUCGAUAACACAGAAAAGUGGAUGAAGGAUGGUCUUGGGAGAUGGGCUAAACAGAUUGAGGCUGGUCACUGUCUCAUAAAUGGCAGACAGUUAUCAGAUGACUCUGAACUUAUCUCAGGACAGAAAAAGAACCCAAAGAUUACCCAGCGUCAGACACUCCCAGCACGGAUCCUUGUUUCACAUGAGCAGCCAGAGGUAGAUGAGAGGUCCAGUGCUGUGGUUCAAAAGUGCAGUGGCUCAGUGAGUGUGAGAGGGAUUGUGCACUGCAGGGCCUACAUCCAGAACAACAAACCCAAAGCCAGACAUGCAGCACAGGCCAUUAAGAGAGACAUCAUAAAUACAGUUUCCUGCAGAGUGGAGAUGUUUCUAGAAGAUCUUUUAAUAAAUGAAGGGAGCCACAAAGGUCCAUGUAGUGGGCCGCAGGCUCUUCCGCGACGUGUGUUUUCCACAGUGCCUGGCUCUGGCCUGUCAGUGUGUGACUACAUGUUCCCAGAUGAAAGCACAGCUGAUGUAGCUGAGCGUCUAAAAGAGAUGCUGGACUGGGAACCACGGGAAGAGGACAUAGAUAUUAGUCUAGAGAACAGUCAAUUGUUUUCCUCGGUUUCUGAAUGGGAGAUAUCUGACAGCCCAUGUGAUGAAUCUAGUAAACAGGUCACAUCACAAGCCCAUGUUCCAAAUCCUAAAAGCCAGAAAGCCCCCCAAUACUAUGCAGGUGUGGCAGUAGCAGCAGUCAUUGCUGUCCUUGCCACAGCCACAUCCCUGCUUUAUUUUAGUGAAUAACAAUGGAAGCUGCAUGUACUGUAUGGAUGAGUGUAUAAGUGAGUGAUUGUGUUUGUUUGCAUAAUAUGA